AUGGGUUCAUGUUUGUCGCGCAAGCCUAAAAAGGCCAACAACGUUCCGGAGGAGGACGUCGGCGAGAUCCGCGAGGACGACCUCCGCGGCAUCUUCCGCGAGUUCGAUCUCAACGGCGACGGCUACAUUCAGAAGAACGAGCUCAAGGCCGUCAUGACCAAGAUGGGUCAGAGUCCCACGGACGAGGAGCUGAAUGCCAUGUUCAACACCGCCGACAAGGACAACGACGGCAACAUCGACUUCCACGAAUUCUUGACCAUCGCCCGCGCCAACCCGCUAUCUCUGUCAUUGCGGGCUGUGUUUGAGGAGCUAGAUGUGGAUGGGGAUGGACAUAUCACACGGUAAAUCAGCAUUUCUAGUUUUAAAUAUCACAUAAUAUUUACAGUAUCAAGAAGUAAGGAAAGCUUUAAAAAUCUUAAAAAACCUGUUUUAGAUCAGAGUUGAGAACGGCAUUCCAAAGGAUGGGACACAACCUUACCGACCAGGAAAUAAAGGCCAUAUACAAACACGUCGACGUAAAUCAAGAUGGAAAAAUCAACUUCCAAGGUAAACAACUUUGUUUUCAAAACAUUUAAACGUUUUGUUACCUAAUUUUCGGAAAGACCUUUAAAACUUUGGUAAUCUGUUAAAUAGGUAAUAGUUUUGACCAAACUAUGACAACAUAUUUAGUAACUUGCAAUACCUUAAAAAUUCAACAAUUUCCAGAAUUUUGCCAAAUGAUGACGAGGCGAAAGUAA
Molecule: messenger RNA, 737 nt
Organism: Bursaphelenchus okinawaensis
Lineage: Eukaryota; Metazoa; Nematoda; Chromadorea; Rhabditida; Aphelenchoididae
Source: the annotation of a GenBank genome assembly